Cryptosporidium muris RN66 is the source of this 693-nucleotide messenger RNA. RefSeq lists its product as uncharacterized. Bases 1 to 693 code for a protein of 230 amino acids. Gene Ontology annotation, cellular component: membrane. NCBI's taxonomy places the organism in Eukaryota, Apicomplexa, Conoidasida, Eucoccidiorida, Cryptosporidiidae. The transcript has 2 exons. The record is from RefSeq and is a predicted model, not a curated record. Gene Ontology annotation, biological process: Golgi vesicle transport.
AUGAGUAAUUUAUUUGAGGAUCCGUACAAUCUGGCAAGGGGGGAAUUGGAGCGAAAUAUUGAGAAAGUAACAAAAUUGUACGAACAAUACAAGGGAAAAGUUACUUUUGUUAAGAAUUACAGCAAAAAAAAGUAUCUAGCUGAUCUUUAUGAUGUAAUAGUAUAUGAAUUGUAUGAGAUAGAAAAGACUAUUAGCAUACUAGAGUCAACCAUAAAGACUGUAAGGGCACAUCCAGAGAAAUUCCGAGAAAUUUCUGAAGAUGAAAUUGAGAGAAGAAUACAAAACAUUGAGGAUUAUAAACAAAUAAUUGGUGAAUAUAAAUUAGAUAUGAAAAAUUUGCAAAAAAGUGCCAUUGAGAAUGAAAUAUAUGCACAAAAUAAAAUGAAUAUGGAGCUAUUAUUUGAAAAUAAGCCAAAAAAUCUUGAUAGUGAAUUUCAAUUCGAACAAGUUGACCCAAACCUUGAACAUCUAGAAAUAAUUUCUAAAAAUACUAAGAAGUUAUAUAACGCAGCUAAUAUUAUAUCACAAGAAUUAUAUGAACAAAAUCACUUAAUACAAGAUCUUGACAACGAUUUAGAUACAGAGAGUAAGUGUAAAAUGCCAUUACAAACCCUCAAUAGAUACAAAGUAAUUAUCAUUUUGCAAAAUAAUGUAUUAAUUUGUCAAUAUAUCACCACUUGUCUCCAUAUAUAG